CUGAAAUAAUUAACGUAUAAAUGUAAUUACUUUGUUAAAAAAACGUCCAGUCGCUUGUUGAACACACUCACGAACAGAGCAACCGAAACUUUAAUCUAGGCAAGAUGGGAGACGUUGACCUUAUAAACAGAGAUCCAAAUGGUAUCAAUCCACAUUUAAAGUGUGCCUUCGAAGAUGUUUUGGCUGAACCAGAUGAUAUCCACAGCAUGGAUAUGUGCUGGAAACUCUCCUAUUCCUGCUUCAACUUCUGGAAGAACUGCUGCUAUCGACUAAGCACUUUCUUGUGUGGUUGCUGCAUAGCUAUGGAAUUAGGAUGUGAAUUUGCCGGCCUUGCCUUCCAACACAUUUGGUGCAUAACGCCUUGCCUUAGAAUUGUUGCCAUCAACUGCACCCCGUACCAGAAAUUGUGGGGAGUUUGCUGUAACUGCUGCAUAUCUCCAGUUUGUGAAGCUUGUGGAAUGUACUGGUCUCAAAUCAAAAUUAACAUGCAAAAGUCUUAACGAAUUAUCGGUAGUGUUUCAAAGAGAUGAUAUUCUGAAAGUUUUGAUAAUGUAAGAAUACUAGUAUAUAAUGAAUGCCUUUUAAAUUUUGCUUAACAUCAGAAGUAUUCCAGUUCCGAUUACUAUUACCUUUGUAACUUUGCAAGACAUGUUGUUAUAAAGCAACAACUCACAGCAAAACAGCAAACAUCUCUAGACUAAGACUAAUAUAUUCAAUGUAAUUUAAUGAUUAUAUUGGCGAAAACUUGUGUUUUUUCGGUUUUGUUUUUUUUAUUAUUUAUUAAUAAAUAUAUAUGUGUAACAUUGUAAA
Molecule: messenger RNA, 810 nt
Organism: Ruditapes philippinarum (Manila clam)
Lineage: Eukaryota; Metazoa; Mollusca; Bivalvia; Venerida; Veneridae
Product: caveolin-1-like
Exons: 2
Coding region: 105-500 (131 amino acids)
Biological process (GO): caveola assembly
Cellular component (GO): caveola
Molecular function (GO): molecular adaptor activity
Source: RefSeq, a predicted model, not a curated record